Molecule: messenger RNA, 740 nt
Organism: Rosa chinensis
Lineage: Eukaryota; Viridiplantae; Streptophyta; Magnoliopsida; Rosales; Rosaceae
Exons: 3
Coding region: 192-725 (177 amino acids)
Source: RefSeq, a predicted model, not a curated record
ACUCCUAUCCCUCCUCCAACCUUUUUUUGCAGUCGGAGAUUAGAGGUUGGGAAUUCUCAAUUUCCAACCUUCUUUCCUCUUCAUCACUUCAUCUGUCUCUCUCACUCACUGACCACAAUCCUAACACUCUCUCAGCCUCUCUCUCUCUCUCUCUCUCUCUCUCCCUCUGCAACAAGAAAUUGCAAGAAUUGAUGAAAAUGACGGCUGCCCAAUUUGGAGGUGGUGCACCUUCUACCGGGUUGAGGAAUAGAACCAGUGACUUCAAUUCAGUAACUAAGAAAGAUUGGGUUUAUUCAUUGCGGCAAACGGAAGCUAAGUUUGUGGCACUAAGCAAUAGAAAGGAUUUGAGCAAUGUCAGUGCUGUGGGGGGCAGCAAUCUGUCAUCUAAGCAUAGAUCACAGUACUCGCGGCUAGUUGCUCAUCGCAGAAGGACCCGUUUUCCGGUGGUGGCUAAUCAAUUGAGUUCGGAGUUUGGUGUCGGUUGCUCUGAGGUUGAGGAAAAGGUGAUUCUUAAGGAAAUGCAUGCUCCCCUAACUGCUGAUCGUGAUGAACCUGAGUUGAGUGACAUUCCUGUCCCUGAAGCAUAUUCUCCAAAUGUGAAACGCGAGCUGCUGAUGCUUUCCUUACCUGCAAUUGUGGGUCAGGCAAUUGAUCCCAUAGCAAUGCUGAUGGAGACUGCCUAUAUUGGUAGACUGGGUAUGCUUCACUCCUUGAAACAAGUUUGAAUCUAAAUUUAUAUU